This is a messenger RNA of Prorocentrum cordatum, 1608 nucleotides long. NCBI's taxonomy places the organism in Eukaryota, Dinophyceae, Prorocentrales, Prorocentraceae. The record is from the annotation of a GenBank genome assembly.
AGGUCUGGCCUCCUCGACAACAGCACCGGCCAGGUGUUCCAGCAGUCGGUGCCCUUCGGCGGCACGAAGGCCCCGAGCCAGCGCUGGGCCAUCGAGAGGACUGGUAUUUACAUGCUGUUGAUUUCGAACUGCGGUAGCAUCACGUCUGCCACCAUGAACGGGACGGUGACGGUCAAACACGCGUACGGCUACUUGCCUGGGAACGAGUACCCGAAGAUGCCUUUCUUCGGCUGGCUCAUCCUGGCCUAUGCGUUGCUGGCAAUCAUAUGGAUAGUGCUCUCCGUGCGGUGGUGGGACCAGCUCUUCCGGAUCCAGAGCUGCAUCCUGGUGGUGCUGCUCCUCGGCUGCGCCGAGUCUUUGCUCUGGAGCGUGUUCCUCCACAAGUGGAACAUCGAAGGCCGGCCGACCACCAAUAGCACGGUCAUAUUUGUGGCUGCCCUGCUGCUCACCGUGCUGAAGUCCACCUUCUCGUACAUGCUGGUGCUCGUGGCCUGCCUCGGCUGGGGCGUUACUAAGCCGUCGUUGGGUGGCAGGACCCUGUGCAAGGUCGGCACCCUCUGCUUCCUGCAAGUCGGGUUCGCGUUCGCCCGCGAGGUUGUGCUGUCCUUCCGGCACAGCUACAGCAUCCCGCCCGAGCUCGUGCUGACCGUCUUCGCCCCGGUCACCCUCCUGAACACGAUCAUAUUCUGCUGGAUCUUCUGCGCCAUCAGCAGGUUGAUGGAGAAGCUCAAGGAGCAGAGGCAGACCGAGAAGUUCCAGCUCUUCCUGAUGCUCCUCGCGGUGCUCAUCGCGGCGAUAGGCGUGGCCACGCUGGCGCUGCUCGUGGAGGUGUACAACCUGUCGAAGCCGCCGCAGGCGGUGUGGAAGCACCAGUGGAUUCUCACGGACGCCGUGAGCCACUUGCUCUUCCUGCUGGUGCUGGCCGCGAUGAUGUACCUCUGGAGGCCGCACUCCGAGAGCCAGAGAUACGCGUUCUCGGAGCAGCUGAGCAACGUCGACAUGGACGGUGACGCUCGCGCGACGUCCGUGGCCAACGGGGACCUGCGCAAGCUGGGUGGCGCGGAGGUCAUCGGUCAGGCCUACAUGGACCAAGACAUGGGUGCAGGACCUGACGCGUUCACCAUUGAGGACGAGGAGAAGUCGCCGGAGGGCCACCCUGACGACCAGGACCGGGUGCAGCGCGACGAGGUGUGAGCGGAGCGGCCAGAGCCCCGCGGGGGACCCCUCGCCAGGGGCGGGGGGGGCUUCCCCUCUCUCUCUUGGGCGGCUCGUGCGUGGCCUUUGGCGCCAGCGCCGCCCGCCGUUGGCGUCGCCGACGCCGUCGGACGCGUCGGCGACGUCCUCGGCGCCAGAGCGCCGCACGUCGCAGCCGGCGUCGCCGCCGUCGGCUGCAGGGUCGGCGUCGCCGGCGUCGCGUCGUCCGCGUCGCCGCCGCGCCGGGGGGGAUCCCUGCCGGCGCCGGGGGCGUCGGGUCGCGGGGCUCCGAGGCCUGCCGCCGAGCAGGGGCGGGGGCAGAGGUGCGCCUGCGGGCAGGCGUCCUGCGGAUGCAUCGUCGCCGCGGCUGGGGUACAGUCGGGGCCCUGACGAAGGACCCCUGUUCGUUGGGGA